UCCUCCAAUAUGAAAGUCCUUUUGUUGUUUGGUAUGUUUUACUCAUUCACAUGUAUUGCAGAUGGUACUAUAUGCAGACUCAAAACUGCUGUUUUCCCCUGUACUUUAUAUUUACCAUACUUUCUUCUUUUUAAAAAAAAUCUUUAAAUCAUUCAUUGGGCUGGAUGCUUUUCUUUCUUUUUUUAAAGGGUUCCUGUGGUUAUAUCACGCUGAGGGAUAGAAUCCAGACUAUCUCUAAGGCGAAGGACUUAAUUAUAUGUUCAAGGGUCUUAAGAACACUGGCUAGAAUAUGUCUUUGUUGAAUAAGCUGGAGGGGAAGAUCUUGGAGGAGCCUCUUUGGGAUUCGUCCGCGGUCUGGUCAUGUGAUCCCGCCAACAUGAGGGCAGGCACGGAGCCUCCGCGAGGGGGCGCUGCAGAGUGCAGCGGCGAGCAGAAGUGCCCAUGGCGGCCCCAGGUGUCCCCCGCUGUGGCGGCGGCUCCUUGGGCCUCCUGGUCUGGCUCCUUGUCUUUCAGCCACUUCUCAGUGAGGGUGAUGGAUCCAAGGGGGCUUCUACAAUGAGCCCCACAUUGCAGGGGGCCCCCUCAACUUCAGGAUACCCGACAUCCGUGAAUGUUUCAGCACACCCUGUGUCUCCUGUGCCUCCCAUAACUCCAGUGGGAGAGACUUUGAAACCUGCACAGACUCCCGCUUUUGAACCGCUGCCUCCUCAAGGAACAUGUGGCCGUCGGGUUAUGCGGAUAGUUGGUGGAGUGCCAUCCCCUGAGAGAAAGUGGCCCUGGCAGGUGAGCCUGCAGAUCAACGGUGUCCACAAAUGCGGAGGCUCCCUCAUUGCGCCACGUUGGGUACUGACGUCAGCUCACUGUGUAAGAGGCCAUGAGGAAUAUACAGUGCGCCUAGGAGACACAUUGUUACAAUCGAAUUCCCAAAAUGCAGUGGUCAUUCCAGUUCAAGACAUCAUUUGCUAUAACUACUAUAAUUAUCAGACUAUGAGGCAUGACAUUGCCCUUGUUCUGCUGGCCCUCUCUGUGAAUUAUUCUGCGUACAUCCAGCCAGUGUGCCUUCCUGGAAAGGAUUUUGAAGUGAAAGCUGGGACAGUGUGCUGGGCGACUGGAUGGGGCCGAACUUUACAAUUUGGGCCGUCACGUGUACCCACUCUUCAGGAGACUGAGCAAGUCAUUCUUCACUACACGACAUGUAAUAGGAUGGUCAAGAAACAGGAAAAACCAUUUCCCAAGGUCGUUCGUAAAGGAAUGGUCUGUGGUUAUCAUGAAAAGAGUGGAGGCCCCUGCAAGGGAGAUGCUGGGGGUCCCCUGGUCUGUCAGUUUAAUGACAGAUGGAUCCAGAUGGGGAUUGUGAGCUGGGGUGUUCACUGUGCUUUGAAAGAAGUGCCUGCAGUGUACACAGACGUUAGAUUCUACAAGGAUUGGGUUUAUGGUACAAUGAGUCAGGCUUCUAUUCUGGAUUCAGGAGGAUUCUUUAUCCCAUGGGUGUGUCUGAUGUUGGCCCUGAGCAUCCUGGUGACCCUGUGAUCACCCUGGUCCAUACCGCCUCCUGUUUCUGAGACUCAUGCCAGCACUGCCUCUUCCCUCCCACUCCUACUCAAUGCUAUUUCCUCAAAUCCAUUUGGGAUCCACUGACCCUGUGGAGAUCCACAUAUCAGAGAGUUGGCAGCAGCAAUGAACUGUGGAGGUUUCCCAGUCCACUACUCCAGGAACCUUCCUCAUUCAUGCUACACCAUGGCCGCACUUUGUCUGCUGGGAAGGAGUGGGUGAAAACAUCCCAGCUGGAUGGAGAGUGACCUGCGGUGAUGCUUCAGGAUGCUUCACCCACAUCUUGCAGAACAUCUUCACAUCAUCCCUGGCAGCAGCAUUAUCUGACACUUUAUCGUAUCCAUGCACAUGGUGAUUGUUGGGAGAGAGCGAGGCCUCAGCACGUCCGCAUGUGACUCAGUUGUCUGGGUUGGCCACAGGUGCCCUGCUUCCCGACGUGGAUCCAUCUGUGAGGGUCCAGCCUCUGCCACACAAGCCUUCCUGGGGCAGCUCAGUCUUGGAACCCCCUUCCCAGUGCUCCAGUGGCCACAUCCAGGCUCACCCCAAGUUGUGUUGAGACAUUAAGGAGUGUGGAGAUUUCUGAUGUCAACUCAAUAAAUGCUUAGAAAGUCUCUUA
This is a messenger RNA of Bubalus bubalis (water buffalo), 2167 nucleotides long. RefSeq names its product serine protease 44. The coding region runs from base 442 to 1530 and encodes 362 amino acids. Lineage: Eukaryota; Metazoa; Chordata; Mammalia; Artiodactyla; Bovidae. The transcript has 6 exons. The record is from RefSeq and is a predicted model, not a curated record. Gene Ontology annotation, biological process: proteolysis. Gene Ontology annotation, molecular function: serine-type endopeptidase activity.